Penaeus chinensis is the source of this 7936-nucleotide messenger RNA. RefSeq lists its product as uncharacterized. Gene Ontology annotation, molecular function: minus-end-directed microtubule motor activity; dynein intermediate chain binding; ATP hydrolysis activity. The record is from RefSeq and is a predicted model, not a curated record. NCBI's taxonomy places the organism in Eukaryota, Metazoa, Arthropoda, Malacostraca, Decapoda, Penaeidae. Gene Ontology annotation, biological process: microtubule-based movement. Gene Ontology annotation, cellular component: dynein complex. The transcript is spliced from 46 exons. Bases 1 to 7716 code for a protein of 2571 amino acids.
AUGGCAUUCAUCGAUUACGAAAAGGCCUUUGACUCUGUACAGAUACCAGCAGUACUAAAAUCUAUUCGAAGACAGGGAGUAGAGAUGUAUAUUCCGUCCAGCGUCGACGAAGACUUCCAGGGGAAGACGCAGGCGGAGAAGAUCCUGCAGAAGAUGGGUCUUAGGGUCUUCUCUUGGCAGGCCGAGGCCGCGGAGGACGUGGCGAGGGGCGCGCGCGAGUGGGGCUGCGUGGUGGUGCGGGGGCCUCCUCGCUCGGGCAAGACGACCGUGAUCGCCGCCGCCGCCAGGCUCUUGCAGCACGCCCUCGCGGACCGGGGCGCCCACAGGUCCUGUGCGAGCCAACAGCAGGACCCAGUCUCGACGCGGAGGUCGCAGCCGCUUUCGGGAAGCAACAGGGACGACGCGUCGGUAUCGGACACCGCCGACGGGCUUGACAUCGAAGUCCUCCACGCGAACCGACAGCUGCCCGACCGACAGGUGUACACAAUUCGGCCGCAGAGCUACGACCAGACGACCCUCUUGGGUUCCUCCUCGCAAGACGGCCUGCUGCCACGACUUCUCGAACGACUCACAGCCGCCCAGUCCCACAGCGUGGUGAUCCUCGAAGGUCCCGGAGCGUCGGAUUGCCUUCUUCGCCUCCACGACCUCCCAGGAACCCUUCUGCUGGAGUCCCUGAAGGCUGUGCGGAUCGGCCACAAUAUCACCUUCGUCGUGGAGGCGCGCGAGGACGAGCUCCUGCCGGCGUGGGUGCUGGGGCGGUCGUGCGUGGUGCAGCUCGACCCGGCCGUCCUCUCCGCUGCCUCUCUCCUCCCCGUCCCCGCCCUGACCCCGCCCCCACCGCUCUCGGAUCGACACAGCCACAGCAGCGCAACGCCCAGAAGCUCUAGCAAGCCCAGUACGCCCCGCCCCGUAGACUCCGCCCGCUCACAGGCUGACGAGGGCGAACCCACGCCUGCGAUGCUCAUGGAGUACCUCGUGCACCGCCUCCUGCAUCCCGUGUUGGACUUGGCGGCAGGGCGUUUCGGCAUCCCCCUCGCGGCCGUCGAUCUGAUCAGGCAAAUCGAAGAGCUUCUGGGUGGCAGCCUGACGUCACUCGGCGCAGGAGAAGAGCUCGCCGCGGGAGAGGUGGCGCGCGCGGUGGAGGCGCUGGUGCAAGGGACGCGAGCUCAACUGGACGUCUCCCUGCUGCCAGAGCUCCUGCUGACACUCAAGGCUGCCCUCAAGCAGGUGGCUGCGGAUGGUAUCCUGCAAGGAAGGUGUAUGGAUGUGGUGCAAGGCCUCGCCUCUUAUGGCGGCCCUGUCGUCGACUGUUACUGGGACGCCGCCUCCUCCGCCUGGAGCCCCUGGACGCCCUCGCCGCCAGCAGAGGAGGGCGCCGAGGCCCACGCGAGGCCGACGUUGGAGAUCGCAAGACUGCAGUGGUUCCUCCAGCGGGUCAUGAAGAGCGGCCUUCCUUUGGCGGUGGCAGGACCUCCUUCGAGCGGCAAAUCCACGACUGUCAUGGCGGUGCUGGCAUCCCUCGCCGGAUGGACGCCCGUGAUAGUGCGAGUGACACCGACGACCUCUCCCGAGGACCUGGAAGAGAUGGUCUUUUCCCGCGUCACGAGGACGUCCUACGACACGCUGGCGCCCGACUCGCCCGUCGUCCUCUGCUUCGACGACCUCGGCUGCCUCCCGGCUGGCGGCAGGACUGAGAGCUACGUGCGCGCCCUGGCCUUCCACGGAGGCGUCUACACACGCGGCGAGCGAGUGCGCUGGACGGAGCUCGUCGACGUGUAUAUCAUGGGCGUCUGCACUCGCCAAGGAAACCAGGCGGAGGGCGGGCUAGACUUGAGUGGAUGGGCGGUGUACAACAUGGGCGUGGAUGAGUCCUCGUGCGCAUCGGCUGUGUCCGCCGCCCUCACGCCCAUCGCCGCCCUCCAGAGCCAGAUCACCGAGGCUCUCACAGCGACCACGGAGACUCUUGCUAAGAAAGUGACGAUUCUCCCGGGGCUUAACGAGGAGCCGUUCGGACCCGCGAACGCUCAGGCGAUCCUUUGGCACGUGGCCGCCUCCCUGGCUGGCCUCUUCCGAAACCCUUCGUCCUUGACUUCGUCUUCGUCAACGGGGAUGUUCGUUCUUCGCGCUUGGCUGCACGUUCUCGCCGUCCGUGUCUACCAUCCCAUUCAUUCUGUUAAGACGAGGGAGCGAGUGUGGUCGGAGAUUCAGGCUUGUGUGAACGAAGGCUGCGGCGCCGUGGUGGGGGAGGCGCCCCCUGAACUCCCUCUCUCUCUAUGGCCUCCUUCUGCCGACCCCGACGCCCCCUUGACCCCGGAGUUUGCCACAGAAGAGGAGGUCACAGCUAGCAUAUUUCGGGUCCUGGAUGCCAAGAACACGGGCGGAGCAGCCCAUGGGCACAGGGGCGUGGCCAUCGGUGUGGCUGUCGUGGUAGACGUGCUGCACGCCUUUCUGCACGCCCGCGCCGCCAACGCCACGCCGUUCCUUCUCCUCAUCGGUCCACCUUCCAAGGACAAGGAUAUUGUAGUCAAUCUCGCGGUGUCCUACUUGGGGAUCGAGCUGACGACGGUCGCCGCGCGCGAGGAGGCACUGGCGGCGCUGCAGAAGGGCGAAGACAGAGAGCCCGGCGAAGGAGGGAAGGAAGCCUCGUCUCCUCGCUUGGUUUGCAUCCCCGCGUCACUCCUUCGUGGUCGAGAAGUGUUAGAUGCUGUCCUCAAAGUGACGACCGGACCUGUUUCAAAUGACCAAAACAAGAAGGUGGUGCUGGUAGCCGGGAGCCGGGAGGAGGUAUGGCCCUUGCAGAAGGACCUGGCGACGGUGGCUCGUCAUGGGCGCGUGGUCUGCCUGCCCGCCCACACCGCCGCCCACCACGAAACCUUCAUUGCUGAACUCCUGCGGAAGAAGGAAGCGCUUAAGGACGAGAACGAAAGUACGCGUUCACAGGUGGCAGAGUUCAUGGGUUACGUCCACGAGAGCUACUGUGACACCUCUGUAGGAGGGGCCUUGCUCGCAGCGCCUCCGCGUAGCGCCAAGGGCUUUUCACAGCCACAGAUGCAGCAGCUUCCUUCUGUGGUUGCGAUGGAAGACAUGGUCACUACCUUUGUCAGGAGGCUCAAGGAACGGAAGGAGCACACGCAGAAGAAGCUUCGCGACCUCCGGACUGCCGUCGGCCGCGUGGGAGAAUUGGAGGGUCACGUGACUUCCCUUAAGACCACCAACACUUGCCUGGAGACGACGCUUGAGGAGGCAGCCGCCGAAAUCACCAAGAUCAAGGAAAAUCUUGAAGACAGAGAAUCGAACAUCGAGACGCACGAGAAGGGCGUGGCCGAACUACGGGCGGAGGUGGCGCGGGUGGACCGGACGGCGCAGGAGCUCAACGGCGAGGUGGAGGAGUACGUGACAGAGACCAAGGCGCCGCUGGUCGAGAUCACCAACAGCCUCGCCGAACUGGACAUCCAACGAAUCCGGAAGCUGCUCUCCCGCUCGCCCAUUUCGGCCAUCCAGGUGGUGUUCGAGUGCGCCGUGUCGCUGAUGAGUAACCAGGACGUGACGUGGAGGGCGGUGCGUCACGCCACCCAGGACGAAGCCUUCUGCACCAAGAUCGCUGCCAUCUGUGUCCCCAGCCUCAAGCAGGCGCAGAUCGUUGGCCUCACGGAGAAGCUCGAGCAAAUCAAGAUGACGCCGGAGCACCUGUCUCGCGUGAGUGACAUCGGCGGGGUCCUCCUGCAGUAUCUGCGUACCGCCAUCUUUUUCUGGCACAGGUAUCACGAGGACGUGCAGCCGCGACAGGAGCGCGUUCAAGAGCUCAAGGAUCAAUGCACGCAGUUGCAAGUGGAGAUGGCGACGAAGGAGAGGCUGAUUCGAGGUGCCCGGGAGGAGGUUGCCAAACUGACGGCGCGACUGAAGGACGAGGAGGGCCGUGUAGUUGCUCUCAAAAGGCAGAAGAUCGACGUCGAGGAGGAGCUGGCCAACGUGCUAGCCGUCAUCACGGAACUGCUGCCGCACGCGGAGAGCUGGAGAAAGAAGAUCAAGGAACAGGAGGACAUGCUGACGCAGCUGACCGGGAAAUGUCUUUCGGAGGCAGCUAGGCUUACGUACUUAUCUGCUCUUUCGCCCGCCGCGCGCUCCUCCCUCGCUGGCGUGUGGGAGGCCGACUUGGUUAGCAGGGGUCUUCUUGCGCCGCAGCAGCCGCAGCCGCAGCGGGGCCUUCGGUUAGUCUUGCGGGCUGGGGAGCUUCAGCAGGACGUCGACGAGGCCCUUCGGCAUAACGCCAACCGUGCCCCUCUUCUGCUCGUGCGGGAUCCCCAUCACUUGGUGGAGGAGUACGUCAGAGGUGGAGUUUGGUUGAAUGUGGAGUCGGGGUCAUGGAGAGAGGCGUUGGUGGAGAGACUGGCAGUCACUCCACGCACGCCGCUCUAUCUGCGACUGCAACAUGCUAUGGCUUUGGAUGUGGUGGCCUGCACACAGAAACUGCUGCAGGAUGGCGACGGAGGCCUACGGAUUCUCGUGGUGCUGGAUGACACGUGUUCCGAGGCGCCGUGUCCGCUCUGCGCCGCUCUUCCCGCCAUCGACCUUGCUCUCGACGACCAGGGUAUCGUGCACCAGCUGGUUCAAACGGCUGUUAGAUGGCACGACCCACAGCUGGAGGAGGAAAUGGUGAAGACCGUACAGGUGACGACGGCAGCGCGGCAGGGCAAGGAGGCUGCCGAAGGGGCGCUCGUCAGGGCGCUCAUACACGCCUCGAAGGCCACGUCCGCGGACGACCUCGACGCCUUCAUGGACCACGUGGACGCACUCAAUAAUGCGAUCAGCACGGCAGGCGAGCAAGAGGAGCAGUUGGCGAAGGUAACGACGAGGGUGUCAGAGAGGUACCUGCGAAUGGCCGUUUUCGCCGGCCUCCUGCACCGAGUGGCCGAUGCCCUCGCCUCCCUGGACGUCAGUUAUAAUAUCCCGCUGCAUCUCCUGCACGAAAACCUUGCCUACAAGAUGGACGCAUUGGGUGAAGCUGUUCGGGCUAGGAGCGCAGAGAAAGACGCCGGCGCCGCCCUCCUCGAGAGCGACGGCCAGAGUAUGCUACAAACCGUGACGGAAUCCGUCUUCGAACUCUUGGACAUUCGGCUUCAGCUUAGCCACAGAGCCAUCGUCGCCGCCUGCUUCGCCCUGGCCCGCGCUAACCUGGACCAUCCGGACGAGGAUUACGUGCGGGCGUUCCUCGUGGGCGCAGAACCCGCCAGUCGUGUCUGGGAAGCCGUCGCGAGGAGCUCGAGGCGGCGUUCGGAAGAAGAAGAACCCGGCUCUCUUGAGCAGGAAGAGAAAAAGCAAAAGGAAAUGAUGAUGGAAGAAUUGGAAAAAGAUGAAAAGGAGGAGGAAGAGAGCAUUCCAGAGUGGAUUCCCGCGCAGUGUGACCCUAAGGGGAGCAAGGUCCUCGCGCGUCUGGCGGUCGCUUGCCCGAGUCUGUUUCCGCCGCCGCCCCGCCCCCUCGACACCCAGGACGCCGCCCACCUUCUGCGAUGGCUCGACAAGGCCACGCCCACUUGGCCUAAUGUCUUCCAGUGUUCCGGAAGUCUUAUGCAGGCGGCGCAGCAGGUGGUGAUAGCGCGUCACCUACGACCUGACCUGCUGCCGGAGGCGAUAGAGGCUCUGGUCCGGGAGACACUGGGUCACGGAGCACUUGCGCCUCCUCCGGACGUACUUUCCCAGGCUGUCUCUCAGCAUGCACGCGCGCGCAAGACGAAGAGGAGCGGCCUGAGUGACGUCAUUCAGGUGAGCGUCGGCCGCGGCGUCGACCCCGCGCGGCUGAUGACGGAGGCGGCGCGAAGGGCUGGUCUGGCCUCCUACAAGCUCACCUUUCUCUCCCUCGCCACGGCCUCGCACCAGGAACUGCGGCGCCGCGUGGUGAUGGCGGCGCGGCGCAGGACGUGGCUAGUGCUGCUCGACUGCGAGGUGGCACCGCACGCUCUUCCAUGCGCCCACGCCGCCCUCUCAGCUCUCCCUCGCACCCUCCCCACGCCCGCCGUCCUCUGCGUAGUGGCUGAUGGGUCCAAGUGCGCCAGGCGCCUGCAUUGCGCUGUUGUUGCCCAGAUUGAGCAUCCCCUUGGCCUUGCCUCCACCCUCGCUUCCUACCUGCCCGUCGCCCACGCCCACCACGAGUCGCACACCCACUCUACUGGAGCAUCUGAUUCGUUCGCCCAGGCGGCGACGCUGAUCGCCGCCUACGCCCACUCUCUGCUCAGUGUCCGUGGGGAGUACAGAAGCCAGGGGUGGCACCGUCAGCCGAUGCUGCCGGAGACACUGCUGGUGGAGGCGCUGGAAGCCGCCAGGCACCACUCCGCGUCCAGCUCCUCCGCCAACCCGGCUUGGGACGUUCUGGCCAAACUCCUGUCCAAGAUAGUGUACGGGAGCGUGCUGGCAUCUAAUUUGGACCAGCUGGUGGUUGACAAACUCUUCAGUGACCACCUGAACAACCACGUUUUCCCAGCCAAAAGGAGAUUCCGACACGCGGAUUCACAGCAGACAGAUACAACCACGGAGGGCACGAGACAGACAAGCGAGUCGAGAGCAGAAACAGCAGAACUCCAGGAAGAGGAUGAAGAGAGUCGAAGGGCGCCCGUGUUAUCUUUGCGCCCACAACAAGCCCGCGAAGGACCGAGCAAGAAUGCAAUAUUGCUGCACUCCUUCCCUGAGAAGGACCUCAGCCUAGACCUCGAGCUGCCGCCUCAGCUGGCUGUGGACUGUUUAAGCGAGGACGCGCAGGAACAUGAGAGGGCUUUGUUGGGUGUCCACGAAGACGGUGGGAGACACAAGGAACAAGAGAAGCUGAUGGAGACCUUGGACGUGUUCGCUGAGGAGCCUACAGUGUGUGUGCCUGCGUGGGCGGUGCUAGCGAUGAUCUCGGAGCUCCGCGCCGGCCUGGCCGGCCCCGUGAGCAUGCGGGCGGCACUGGUGACCAGGGAGGAGGACCUGGAGACGCGGGCGUGGCAGCAGGAGGCACGUAUCUGGGACAGCACCUACGACUACGCCCACGGCCGCCUGAAGCUCAUCCACGAGAUGGUCCGCAGCGGCUCCACGCUCCCGUCUGCUGCGCUGCGGAUCCUGGCUGAUUUAUUGCAGACAUGCGUGUUGGGGCCCGAAGUCGCGGCUUCACUAGCGGGUGUAGACGCAGGCGAGGGCGAGGUGCGGGCAGGCCAGGAGAACAGGAUGCGAGUGGAGGCAGCGAGGACGGUGGUAGCGGCCACGAAGCGCGUGUGUGAAGAGUGGCAGGCGAGGCAUCACCACCUGCUCACUUGGGCAGAGCACGAGACACCUCCCACGGAAGUGCGUUUGGGCCUCCUGGCGGAACCUGGAUGGUUCCUCACGCGGCUGCGAGAAGCCGUGUGCACGCGCGCCCAUUGGCCUCUGCAUGGCUCCCUCGUGCACGCGCGCCCGGUCACCCGCGUGCCCUUGGAACGCCCACAGCAGGGCGUAUACGCAUCGGGGGGGCGGUUGGUGGGUGGUCGUUGGUCAGGCGAGGAGGUCGUCCCCGAGGACUGCGAGGACAAUAGGCGUCCCCUGACACUCAUGCUCACCGUUUCGCACGCCCUUCCGCCCACGCCUGUGGGCUGCGUGUGGGUGCCCAUGGUGAGCAGGUCCUCGUCUGCGUCUCCACUGUUCCCCGUUUUGUUGCCUCUCCACCCUUCCUUCGAAUCCACCCGCACGCCGCUCCACCUCCUGGCUCUGUGAGGGUGUAACCCAGUUAUAUCUGUAUAUAUCAUAUUGUUGAUAUAUGUAUGCAAAUGUUAUUCUAUGUAUCUAUUGUUAUAGUCUACAAAAUUUACAUAAUCUUAUGUUUGGCACAUAUGCAGCCAGUUCAAUAUACCAAAACAUUAAUUAUAUUCCCCUCCAGUAUUUCACUGUCACCUUUAUAUAGGGUAUACAAAUGUAGGCCUGUACAUUUAUUAUA